GAGGCAAGGGAUGGCCGCAGCUCAGCGCCCGCCUGCCCGCCACAGGAGCGAGGCGCCAGGGGCCCCUCAGCAAACGUCUCCGCCGCCAUGGGGCUGAAGAAGGAGCUGCUCUUGCUGCUGCUGGCGACGACGCUGCCGGCAGAGCGGAACUGCCAGGGCGCCCCGGAGAGGGUGGAAGCCGCCGCGGGCCUGGAGAGCCCGGGCAGGGGCGAGUACGGAGUGAAACUCUGCGGCCGCGAGUUCAUCCGCGCAGUUAUCUUCACUUGCGGAGGGUCCCGCUGGAAGAGGAUCUCCGCCCCACCGCCGCGGGCAGAGUUUAUUCAAACUGGCAACGAUAAUGAACUGGAGAACAUUAAGUUGCAGUCUGUUUUGGAUCCGAAACUGGACCAGCUACAAACUAUCAGUCAAUCAGCUCAGCAGCAAACACUGAAAAACAUGUUUAAUUUAUAUAACGAUAAUGAAUAUGUCCCUACUUCUGAUAGCUUCAGUGAAUACAUUAACCAAGCAAAAGAUGUGCCGAAAAGCAGAGAUGAAACAAGGCUGGCUAAUUCCAUGGGAUCAAAUUACUUUCUUUGGGGAAAAUACCCUCGAAAAAAGCGUGAUUCUUCUCUUGGGGUGGCUGGAUUGUGCUGCAAAUGGGGCUGUACCAAAACUGAGAUUAGUACACUAUGCUGAGAAUACAAACAUUUAAUGGUUCAACAACCGGAACUCACUGUUUAGUAGCACUGUAACUACCUGAAUACUUUAUUUAGAGGAUAGUUGAUUGUUAAUGUUGUCUCAGUAUCUGAUCUUGUCUUUGUGUUCCUGUUACUAUUCAAAACACUCAACACACACAGUCACUCAAAA
Molecule: messenger RNA, 846 nt
Organism: Pogona vitticeps (central bearded dragon)
Lineage: Eukaryota; Metazoa; Chordata; Lepidosauria; Squamata; Agamidae
Product: relaxin-3
Cellular component (GO): extracellular region
Molecular function (GO): hormone activity; G protein-coupled receptor binding
Source: RefSeq, a predicted model, not a curated record